CCACAAAUCGUGAGGCGCGAGUGAUAGACUAAAUGAACGCUGUUUACCACCGAUAAUGUCACAGAACUUUUGUAACCAAGCCCACACUUCACCCGUGCAGUCAUAAGACCUUUCCACUCAGAUAGAUCGGCAUUAGUGACUAAGCGUUCACAAUGGCGAUACCUUCCUGGCUAUUGGCCCAGGCCACAGCUGGAGCUGCUACAUACGCUCUCGUGCGAUAUAGACCUCUACCGGAGGGAGUCUUUCUUUCAACCGCCAGCCAUGUCAAAACCUUCUUCGUCAUUUACUCUAUUAUUCUGUUUGGAUGGGUUCUAUACGCUCGGUUCAUCCACCCCAAGUGGCUGAGUCCCCUAAAUAAGCUACCGAAGCCGCCGGGUGGCACUUGGUGGAACGGUCACUUCAUGCAAUGUUUCUCGGUUGGGACGGGUGAGACUGAGGCGGGGUGGAUUCGUUCGAUUCCCAACGAUGGGUUCAUCUACUACCUGCACAUCUUCAACACGCCGCGCGUCAUCGCCACGUCCCCCAAGGUGAUCCAGGAGCUCUGCACGCGGGCCGACGAGUUCGUCAAGCCCAAGUUCAUCCUCUGGCUCGCCGAGAAGCUGCUGGGCAUCGGCCUCGUGCUGGCCGAGGGCCAGCACCACCGCCGGCAGCGACGCGCCUUCCUGCCCAUCUUCGCCCCGCGCCACGUCCGCGAGAUGUACCCCAUCUUCUGGGACAAGACGCGCGAGGUCACGCAGAAGCUGGCCGGCAUCGUGACCUCGCAGUCGCGCACCGGCGAAUCCGUCUUCGAGGUCGGCCACUGGUCGUCGCGCGCCGCGCUCGACAUCGUCACCAUGGCCACCCUCGGCGCGGACUUCGGCGCCAUCCAGGACGAGAACUCCAAGCUCGCCAAGACCUACCGGCUCGCGCUCGAGCCCACUCGCGGCUACCUCUUCCAGGCUCUCCUCAAGCUGUGGUUCCCGCCCUGGCUGAUUGACGCCAUCCCCAACAAGUGGAACCGCAGUCUGCGCGAGUACGUGCCCGUUUUCCGUGGCGUGUGCCGCGACCUGCUCAACAAGAAGCGUCUCGAAGUCGCCGACAAGACGCGUGAGAAGGGCAAGGAUCUGCUCAGUUUGUGCUUCCACUACGAGGAAGUCGCGGACGCCGACGAGGAGGAGCUUAUCGAUCAGCUCUCUACGUUUAUGGCCGCCGGACACGAGACUAUCUCCGUCGGUAUUACCUGGGCUGUCUACAUGAUGUGCUUGCACCCGGAGUGGCAAGAACUGUUACGCGCCGAAGCCCGAGCUCAUUUCCCCGACCCCACCGGCAGCACUGAUGCGGCAAGUGACAAGAAGGUUACGAGCGCCGACGUCGAGCAGAUGCCCCUCAUGCAGGCUUUCAUCAACGAAGUCCUCCGCUGGUACCCGCCCAUCCCACAGACGCUGCGUGAGCCCCUCCAGGACACCGUCGUCUGUGGCCAGCUCCUGCCCAAGGGUAUUUCGAUCGUCGUUCCCAUCAAGGGUAUCCACCGUCACGAGGACGCCUGGGGCCCCGACGCCAACGUCUUCAACCCACGGAGAUGGCUGAACGCGGACGGCUCCUUCAACUCGACCGGAGGUGCCGUCUCGAAGUACGCCAACCUUUCCUUCAUGCAAGGUGUUCGCAGCUGCGUCGCCAUGGGCUUCGCCAAGGCCGAGAUGGCCUGCGUUCUCGCCGCCUGGGUCGGCCGCUUCGAGUUCGACUUGGUCGACGAGGAACUGCGCGACGAGAGCAACAUGAAGACCUCCAACGGAGGCUUCUCCGGCCGUCCUAAGCACGGUAUGUUUGUCAAGUGGAAGGUUCUCAGCGGAUGGGAUGCCUAGGUUCCAGGCGUUUUACGGAAACGGAAAUGAGGGAAGCAUAGAUUUUUUUUUCCACAUCAUCAUGAUUCGAUUUACAUGUACAAGGUACUACCUAUUUGGUCAGUUUUGGGGGGGGGGGGGGGGGGGGCAGGGA
Molecule: messenger RNA, 1974 nt
Organism: Annulohypoxylon truncatum
Lineage: Eukaryota; Fungi; Ascomycota; Sordariomycetes; Xylariales; Hypoxylaceae
Product: cytochrome P450
Exons: 2
Coding region: 153-1841 (562 amino acids)
Molecular function (GO): monooxygenase activity; iron ion binding; heme binding
Source: RefSeq, a predicted model, not a curated record